GCCUUUGGGUUUCCUUUUCUUCCUGCUCCCAAAAUCUCGCCCAAACCCAUCGAGCAGCGCUGCAGCGGCGAUCGCCGCAGCGAUUUGUUGGGAUCUCGACUCGAUCCGUCGAUCCACCAUCUUUACAUGCGUUUGGAUGACCUCUAGGUUCGUCUCCUUCCACCGGCAUAGGGAAAUUGUGUGCAGAGGUUUCGCCUUCGUCGUUGGAUCCGAUGGAGAAAGAGCUACUCGAGACCUUCGAGGUCGCGAAGAAGGCGGCCGACGUGGCGGCGGAGGCUGGAAGCGGGUCGACUGAGGUGGAUCGGUGCGUCGACGCGCUGAAGCAGCUGAGGAGGAUCCCCGUCACGAUGCAAGAUCUGGUGGAAACUCAGGUAGGCAAACGCCUUCGCUAUCUGAUCAAACAUCAUCAUUCAAAGAUACAAGUUGAGGCUUCUGCCCUCUUAGAGUAUUGGAAGAAUAUUGUCAUUCAGGAGACAUCAAAUUCGAAGAAAAAUGGCAGUUUGGAGAAUAAAAGCUCAACAAAAAAUCCCAAACCAGAGAGAAAAGAAACUAUCAAGAUUGACAAGGCACCCAAAGCUGGGUCAGUUACCAUGGAUCGCAGAAAUCCAACUUCAGAAAGCCCCAAAUUGAAUAAGAAAGAUGCUGACCAGGGGUUAAAAACUGAGAUUUCCCAUUCAGAAAGAAACAUGAUUGAGAAUAAUAGAAGCAAUAAAUCUGGGCUUCACACUAGCGCUAACAACACGGAAAGAAUCUCCAAGGGAGAAAAUCAAGCUUCCACAACCAAGAGGCCAUCUCCUGCUUCUUCAGCUCAUCCACCGAAGCUGACAACCAUGGUUAAAUGUAAUGAUCCUACGCGCGACAAAAUCCGGGAACUUCUAGCUGAAGCUUUCUCUAAAGUUCCGCAAGAGACCGGUCAAGAUGAUAGGGAAGAAGUGAGAAACAUCCUGGACGAAGUGGACGCCUGUGAUCCCAUCAGAGUUGCUGUCACGGUGGAGUCAAUGAUGUUUGAAAAACUUGGUAGAUCCACUGGUUCUCAGAAGCUUAAAUAUAGGUCCAUAAUGUUCAACUUGAAGGAUGGCAACAACACUGAUCUUCGAAGGAAAGUUCUCCUUGGAGAGGUGAAGCCUGAGAGACUAGUGGCUAUGACUCCCGAUCAGAUGGCCAGCGACAAGCGGAAACUUGCAAAUGAGCAAAUCAAAGAGAAGGCCUUAUUUGACUGCGAGAGGGGCGGGGCUCCAAAGGCUACCACUGAUCAGUUCAAAUGCGGUCGGUGUGGGCAGCGGAAGUGCACAUACUAUCAACUGCAAACUCGGAGCGCGGACGAACCAAUGACGACAUUCGUUACCUGUGUCAACUGUAACAACCACUGGAAGUUUUGUUGAGUGUAACUGCAGCCGAAUAACUAUCCAACAUAUUCCAGAAGAUCUCACCUCAUGAUUCUAGGUUUCUAUCUCCUUUAUUUCUUCCAGAACUGGUCAGCAUUCACCUCGAGAUGGUUUAGUGUAAUAGUACCUUCACUUUGAUUUGUAUUAUUUUCCAUGGAAUCUUGUGUAAGUCAUAUUGUACUUCUCUUGUAGCUGCAAUUAUUUCAAGUAUUUUACUGAUUUAAUCA
Molecule: messenger RNA, 1612 nt
Organism: Zingiber officinale
Lineage: Eukaryota; Viridiplantae; Streptophyta; Magnoliopsida; Zingiberales; Zingiberaceae
Product: transcription elongation factor TFIIS-like
Exons: 2
Coding region: 213-1382 (389 amino acids)
Biological process (GO): transcription elongation by RNA polymerase II; DNA-templated transcription
Cellular component (GO): nucleus
Molecular function (GO): nucleic acid binding; zinc ion binding
Source: RefSeq, a predicted model, not a curated record